AUGAACAAAUUCGUUAUUAAGAAAAAAGAAGAUAUGAAUUAAAAGGUGUUUCACUAAUUAAAUGCUCAUGUUCCUAAUUAGUAAAAGAAUGAUUUGUAUAUUUUUUUAAGUUAUUCAAAAGGUUGUUUUAAAUUGACCCUUAAGCUUGUUAAAGAGACAAUAAUUCUCGGAAAAGUGAAAAGUAGCAUAUAAUUUAAUUUUUUUCAAAGGGACUUUCAGAUUAUUGAAUAGUGUCUAGGUUCCGGUGCUUAUGGGUCUGUUUAACUAGUGAGAGAUGUUAACAGCCGAAUUUAUUAUGCACGAAAGACGGUAACACUUGAUGAUAUAUGACAGAUUAGUAAAUCAAAAUUAAAAGCCCAGGAAUCGAUAGAUAACUUGAAAAGAGAAGUAUUAAUACAAAAGAAACUUUGUCAUCCAAAUAUUCUUAAACUAUGCUACUGUUAUGAAGACUCGUCUAAGUACUGUUAUGUAACUAUAAACAAUUAGUGUAUUUUUAAUCUUAGAGUACGCAGAACUGGGUUCGCUUUUCUCAUUGAUUAAACGAAAAUAAAGAUUAUAGGAGAGAGAAGCUUAUGUAUUCUUNUACCUGCACACAUAUGACCAUAAUGCGGUAAUCCUGUUGCAAAUGGUGGACCAUCGUAAAAUGUAAACCGAGGGCGGUCCUUAGUCAAAUCUUAUUAUUUCUGAAACGCAUUAAUUUCAUUCCAAUACUUCAAUAUUUUCACUUCCUCUUCAGGAAAAUUAACUCGUUCCUCAACUUAAGUAAUAUUAAACAUCUCUACCAUUCAUAAAGUUAGAUUUUUAUUCCAUAUAUUAUUUAACAAUUAUUUUUGAUGAAUGUUUUCUAUUUCAACUUUGA
Molecule: messenger RNA, 859 nt
Organism: Paramecium octaurelia
Lineage: Eukaryota; Ciliophora; Oligohymenophorea; Peniculida; Parameciidae
Source: the annotation of a GenBank genome assembly